AAAAACGUAUAAAGGCAAUCCAUAUGUCAUCCAGGUACUUAGUCCACCAUCGAGCAUUUGAAGACACUGCAAGAUACAUAAACACAUCUUCACAUCAUGACUGCCACCGCUCAUUAUAUUUGGUCGUUAUACGCACCGUGCCUAUCACCAUCCCCAACGGCACACAAUGACUCCACAAGGUCCGCAGCACCAGCUAUAGAGUUACCUUCUGAGCUUAGGGAGGAAGAGCACCAGAUCAUGUCACAGGGUGUACCAGCAUUUCAUAUGAGUCAUGACAACAUUUCAAUGACAUCCUCCACGUCUACUUUAGACUCUGGUAGUUGCGAAACAUUGGAUAGAUACUUUCAAAGAACGGGUCAGGACGAUUUGUCACUGCGCUUCAGACAUGUGAACCAGGUGCAAUCGGGUACCACUGCAAACAUAUACAGAUCAGUAGAUUUGAGCAAUCCUGACCAAUACGUCGCAUGUAAAGUGUUGAAAAAGUCAAUGGCCUCCACUAGAAGGUUCCGCAAAGAAGAGUUUCUGCACCGAAUCGUAUCAUCUCAUCCCAAUAUUGUAGACCUUUAUGGUACAUACGAAUCCCAGGGAGAGCUAACAUUCGUUCAGGAAUUCUGUAGUCGCGGAGAGCUUCUGGACUCUAUUCCCCUCGAUCAAGGAUUACCAGAACAGCACGUGAUCUACUACUUUGCCCAAAUCAUGGCAGCUGUAGAGUUUAUGCACUCAGUGAACGUCGCGCACCGGGAUAUAAAGCCAGAAAACAUAGUGCUGACGGAGGAUUAUACCGUCAAGGUGGUAGACUUUGGAGAAGCACUAGAUACAACUCGCACCUUUAACGUAGGAUUGGCUGGUACAAUUCCCUACAUAUCGCCAGAAAUAUUAGAUUCGCACAGUCGCGGAGAAAGUUUAACACACACAGACUUCAAAUCCGCCGAUGUCUGGUCGACUGGAGUGGUGCUGUUCGGUAUGUUAACUGGCAGGUUUCCGUGGAACACAGCCACAAUGGAUAAUUCUGAAUUUAGGUUACAUACACAAGGUAUGCACAGUGCAAGGGAAGCCCAACGCUGGGGUACAUUCUGCCCUGCUGUGCACGCACUUGUUAAUGGACUUCUGGCAGUAGACGUAUCUAGGAGGUGGACUGCAAAGUACGCACAACAAUAUAUAGCCCUCACCUGGCCCUCAGUGACAGGUGUGAAGCUUGAGCUUUAGAACAGAUUAUAGAAAAGUGCUGUAUGCGCACUUGUGUUGAACACAAGUAGCUCAAGAUUACCGAGUAGCGUAUUUACCUAUUUAUAGUAAAUACACUCUUGAGAAAUAAAAUCACGCUUCAACGGC
Molecule: messenger RNA, 1332 nt
Organism: Sphaeroforma arctica JP610
Lineage: Eukaryota; Ichthyosporea; Ichthyophonida
Product: serine/threonine protein kinase
Exons: 2
Coding region: 97-1206 (369 amino acids)
Biological process (GO): protein phosphorylation
Molecular function (GO): protein kinase activity; ATP binding
Source: RefSeq, a predicted model, not a curated record